AUGUAUAGGUAUUUUGUCUGCACGUGUGUAUGUGCACCACGUUCGUGCCUGGUGUUCACAUAAGCCAGAAAAGGGUGUCAGGUGUGUGCUGGGAAUCAAUCCUGGGUCCUCUGGAAGGGCAGCAAGUACUCUUAACCGCUGGGCCAUCUCUCCAGCCCUCAAGGAUGUAUGUUUAACCAGCAUGAUCAUGGAUCCUGACAGUCUGACAAUCUGAUUCCUCCAAGACCUUUUUCCUUUUGGGGUAGGGACCUGAGUGGUAGGCCGGCACUCUAUCACUAAGCGCAUGCCAUCUCUGGGAUGGGAUUCUUAAAGUAAUUAGAGCCAUAACAAGAGAGCCUUCCAGCCAAGCAGCUUAAUUAAGUCUCUAACCUCACUUGGCUAACCAAGUGAUUUGAUCUAGCCACCACUCUCAGAUAGGUGUGGCAAAUUUUGAUACAUGUGUUUCCCCCAAUGGACUCUUUCUUUCGCUUUCAUUUUUUUUUUGCUCUCAAUUAUAACAUUGUAGCAACUUGAUGCUCCCCUCUGCCCCAACAGGCACACAGUUACUGACACCAUGGUACACUGUACGUGAGUCAUUUCAACUACUAUCUAAAGCACCGGUUAUGAUAACAGUUAGCAUUUAUGCCAGACACCAGUCUUAAAUCCUUCAGCUUUUUGUAGGCCAGUGAAUAAUUUCAAUACCACAAAUUCCUGAUGCUAGGUGCUCUUCGUAAUUCAAAAUAUCCCAGAUUUAGGGCCUGGGGCUAUAUUAACUCUGUUGGUAUACCAUUUACCUAACAUGAAUGAUGCCUGAGCUUGAUACCCAGCACUCCAUAAACUGAGUGUAGAGUACACGCCUAUGAUCUUAGCACUCUGGAGACAGUGGUCGGGGCUCACGGUUGUCCUUGGCUGCACAGCAAAUUCGAAAACAGCCUAAACUAGGGACCCUGUCUCAAAAAACAAAAAAAAAUAAACCUCAGAUUUAGAAAGGUAAUAUUGUCUCAUAUUUAGAAAGUACAGAUGUAGGGGUGAGGAUGUAGCUGUGGUAGAAUGCUAGGCUUUUGGCUUAAUCCCUAAUACCAUAAAUGUAAUAAUAGCUUUUUAAAAGGCAUAGUAAGAAAGCAUAUAUGUGUAAGACCACUAGUGAGUCUGCAGCAUCCAUUCCAAGAUCAAACGCUAAUAUUUUUGUCAAUGAAUGUCAGCUGUGGUGACUCAUGUCUGUAAUUCCAGCACUUGGAAGUCUGAGGCAGGAGGAUUGCUACAAGUUCAAGGUACUUGUGGCCCACACAACCUUCAUGUGGAAAGUAGAACGUGUGUGUGGCAAAGGAGUGGCUGGCUUGUGGGCCACAGAACCAAGCACUGUUUGAGUGGACGGACACAUAGCUCUGUGCUCUGAUCCUCUAGCAUUGGUCAUGUCCAUGCCCACUGAGGGCACCCCACCGCCCCUAAGUGGUACCCCCAUCCCAGUUCCAGCCUACUUCCGACAUGCAGAGCCUGGUUUCUCCCUCAAAAGGCCCGGGGGCCUCAGCCGGAGCCUUCCACCGCGGCCCCCUGCCAAGGGCAGCAUCCCUGUCAGCCGCCUCUUCCCUCCUCGGACUCCAGGCUGGCACCAGCCCCAGCCCCGGAGGGUGUCAUUCCUGGGUGAGACCUCAGAGACCCUGCAGAGUCCUGGAUAUGACCCAAGCCGGCCAGAGUCCUUCUUUCAGCAGAACUUCCAGAGGCUUAGCCGUCUAGGUCAUGGCUCCUACGGAGAGGUCUUCAAGGUGCGCUCCAAGGAAGAUGGCCGACUCUAUGCUGUUAAGCGCUCCAUGUCACCAUUCCGAGGCCCCAAAGACCGGACUCGCAAGCUGGCUGAGGUAGGCGGCCAUGAGAAGGUGGGGCAGCACCCACACUGCGUGAGACUGGAGCAGGCCUGGGAGGAGGGCGGCAUCCUAUACCUGCAGACAGAGCUCUGUGGGCCCAGCCUGCAGCAACACUGUGAAGCCUGGGGGGCCAGCCUGCCUGAGGCCCAGGUCUGGGGCUACUUGCGGGACACUCUUCUGGCUCUGGACCACCUACAUAGUCAAGGCCUAGUUCACCUUGAUGUCAAGCCUGCCAACAUCUUCUUGGGGCCCCGGGGCCGCUGCAAGCUGGGUGACUUUGGACUCCUGGUGGAUCUGGGUUCAACUGGCGCUGGUGAGGCUCAGGAGGGCGACCCUCGCUACAUGGCCCCAGAACUGCUGCAAGGCUCCUACGGGACAGCCGCAGACGUGUUCAGUCUGGGUCUCACCAUCUUGGAAGUGGCCUGCAACAUGGAGCUGCCCCAUGGUGGGGAGGGCUGGCAGCAGCUGCGCCAGGGAUACUUGCCCCCCGAGUUCACUGCUGGUCUGUCUUCUGAGCUGCGUUCUGUCCUCACAAUGAUGUUGGAGCCUGACCCCCAGCUUCGAGCCACAGCUAAGGCCCUGCUGGCCCUGCCCAUGCUGAGGCAGCCACGUCCCUGGAAUGUUCUGUGGUAUAUGGCUGCAGAAGCUCUGAGUCGAGGUUGGGCCCUGUGGCAGGCACUGAUCACUCUGCUAUGCUGGCUCUGGCAUGGUCUGGCUCAUCCUGCCAGCUGGCUGCAGCCUCCGGGCCCACCAGCCACGCCGCCUGGCUCUCCACCUUGCAGCCCCCUCCUGGACAGCAGCCUCUCCAGCAGCUGGGAUGACGACAGCAUAGGUCCCUCGCUCUCCCCAGAGACCAUCUUGUCCCGGAUCACUAGGAGAACCUCUACCCCUCGAGGCAGGUACACACCAAGGGAUGCCCUGGACCUAACUGACAUGGACUCGGAGCCUCCUAGAGGUCCCUGCCCUACCUUUGAGCCACGGAACCUCCUCAGCCUAUUUGAGGACUCACUAGACCCAGCCUGAGCCAUAGGCCCAGUCUUGGUGCUUUUAAACCUCUGACCCUCUUCCUACCUCUCCCCUGGAAACUUCUGUAUCUAAUAAAAAGUAAUGAAUCUUGGGAGCACCCAAGGUUGCUCAUGUGGCAA
Molecule: messenger RNA, 2986 nt
Organism: Peromyscus leucopus (white-footed mouse)
Lineage: Eukaryota; Metazoa; Chordata; Mammalia; Rodentia; Cricetidae
Gene: Pkmyt1
Product: protein kinase, membrane associated tyrosine/threonine 1
Exons: 8
Coding region: 1392-2864 (490 amino acids)
Biological process (GO): protein phosphorylation
Cellular component (GO): membrane
Molecular function (GO): protein serine/threonine kinase activity; ATP binding
Source: RefSeq, a predicted model, not a curated record